Thalassophryne amazonica is the source of this 5818-nucleotide messenger RNA. RefSeq lists its product as uncharacterized. The record is from RefSeq and is a predicted model, not a curated record. The coding region runs from base 218 to 5485 and encodes 1755 amino acids. NCBI's taxonomy places the organism in Eukaryota, Metazoa, Chordata, Actinopteri, Batrachoidiformes, Batrachoididae. The transcript is spliced from 24 exons. Gene Ontology annotation, molecular function: guanyl-nucleotide exchange factor activity.
AGAGACAGGGAAGCCGGCGCAUUGCCUCUCUUACGCUCCAGAGUCCUGCAGGAGUCCUGCAGGAGUUUAGUCUGCUCCUGCUGCUGAGAGCUGAGGAUCCUGGACGUGCUGCUGAUCCCUCAGCGAUGACUGACAGAGGCGAUCACACGCUGGCUAUUACACCUCAGAGCUCAUGACACUUUUUUCAGUGAGGAUUUGGAUUUUGUCUGCUGCUUGAAUGCUGGGAAAAAUGCACUCCAGAGCAAAGUCACGGAGUUGUGACAACUACCUGAGUAUUAAGGACACUGAGUCUUUGGACAGCUGUAUCCAGAGUACGUUGUCUGCUGUCUACCGCCCCUUCAGUGCCACCGCCAUCACCGUCCUAUGGCAGCUCUUCAGUGUAGUGGAGAGGCAGUAUAGAGGAGACGGCCUCCACUGCUUCAUUGACUUUUUGCUUCCUGCCAAGAGGAUCCUGCAGAUCAUCCAGCAAGAAAGUUGUGUUCGGUUCCGAGGUUUGCUUUUCUACCAUGAGGGGUGGCCUGUCUGCAUCCUUGAGAAGGUCGUCCUGCAGCUGGCCCCUCUGCACAAAGUGCGACUAAGACAGGGAGAUUUCUACCUCCAGAUAGUCCCUUUAGGUCGCAAGACUGCCAAACUUGUGAUAAAAUGCUUAUCCGCCAGUGGACAGGCCAUUGCAGAAAUCCCCAUCGCAGAGAGCAUGUAUGGCAGCGUCUUCACGCCUGAGUUCCUGCAGAAUGUAACACUUGACCGAAACCUGCACCCACUUCAGAACUGUCUGCUUACCACCGGUACAGCUGUGUACAGGACACCGUGGAAGAACGUGGUCAACCCGCUGUUUGUCACCAGCACGGCAGACGCCAUCAUGCAGGCGCGGUGCAGCCGAGGCGGAUUCCGUGGCCAUCUGAGCACCUGCAGCACCAGCGGAUCCACGGGGACACUGGACAGCCACCGCAGUUCCAGAGAGUCCCUGCACUCUCAGGGAGCUGACUCCAUAUUCUCUGAACCCACUUCACCAAACACUGACAGCAGCACUGUCAUGUCUCCACAGGACACAGGUAUCCAUCUAACUACGACCCACAGCGUUUGUGCAGCAGAUUCUGCUGUGCCAACUGCAAAAAUUGAAAAAACAACUGAAGAACGUGGACUUAGAGAAGAAGGUGAGGACUGUGCUGGAGGAGAGGGAGGGUCAGGCUCAAAGAUGCUCUCUUUUACCACAGACCUCAGCAACCCAGGGCCCCGCCGCCGGGUACCGAGGGACUCUGUAGCACUUGAGAGUCGGAGACUUUUCAGGAAAUCGUACAUGGAGGCCCUACAAAACCCCAUGAACCUUGGGUCUAGCUCUGAAUCCAUCCUGGAAGAAACCCCUGAGCACAGUGGAGUCCUAAAGUGCAAAGAGGGACCCGUGACACCCGGUAGCAGUCCUGACACCCGGACCUCGCCAAGAGAGCACAUAUCUCGGAGGUUGGGUGGCAGAGGGUGGCUCAGUGGUGAUGACUCCAGACCCAGCACACCUUUACUCUAUUUACAGAGGGGAUUACGGAGUGCUGAAAGACGAGCAGAACGGCGUUCCAAGUCACUGGAGAGGACUAGCAAGGCGGCCCAAGUUAAGGGCCACCGGGAGCGAUCCUCUUCUGGAGGUCCAGGUAGCAUUUCACCCAAAAAGCUGAUGAAUGGAUACACCCUUCGUUUUGCCAAGCUGGAUCUGGAUGCUGGGUUUUCUGCAUGUGAAAGAAGAGGCAGCAAAGAGGAGUCAGAGCAGCGUGAUGACGGUGUCAGCAGUGACAGCAGGCGGCAGCGGAACGGAGGAGAAACUCUCAAACCCACCAACAGGACAGCCGUCAGGUUGAUGACCUCAGUGUCAGGAUCUACACACGAGAGUAACUUACGCCUUCCCAAACGGUUGUCAGAGGUCAAUCAGGAGCUCCUUGCUUCAGGAGCUGUGAUUUUGCCAGGAAACCGAGAUCGCAGUGGGAGGGCGGUGUUACAGGUGUGCACCAGGGCUCAGGUGUGGGCAGAUGAGAGUUGUACAGUCAAUGACCUCAUCUGUUUAUUGGGCUACUACUACUCCACACUGCGGAGAGAGAGACGCGGUCACGGUCUGACUGUGGUAAUCGACAGCAGGAGGCAGCAGCCUGUUCCGGCUCUUUUAUCGUCUCUGUCUGAACUGCAGGCAUCAGUACCAAAUGCACUUUACACAGUUCUUUACCUGGUGGACAAGGAGGCAGGAGCCAAACCUGAACAAGACUUCAAUGUCCAGUUUGAAGCACUGACAUCUCUGAAGUCGCUGCUGAAACACAUCGACCAAACUCAACUCACAGGAGACCUGGACGGUUCUUUCCAUUAUGACCACAACCACUGGAUCCACUUCAGACAGAAAAUUGAACCCUUUGCCAGCAGUUGUAGUGCAGCUAUCUCAUCACUUCAGGAGUCUAUCUGCACCCUGAGUAACAGCAGGAACCUGAAGACCUCUAAGGAGGUGUAUGAAAUGAUGGAACAGCAGAGGCACCUCAUGAAUUGUGUUCUAGAUGACAGUCAUCUAAACAGAUUGCGUCUGGAAGGGGGUACCGUGCUGGCACGCAUCAGGAAGGAAGAGACGUGCGAGAACAAGAACUACAGGGAUGCCCUCGACAUGUUGACUGCAUUGUACAACCAAGUUGAUGAGGAGGUCCAUAAACUCGUGAUUCUGUCCAAUAAAUCUCAAAAAGACUUGGAGAGUCUGCUGGAGGUCUUCAGCUUUGAGGAGCAAAUACAACAGAUCAAACUAUGGUUCGGUGUAGAGGGAGAAAAGCAGCUCACACCUUUGGAAUCUUUGACUUUGUCUUCUGAUAAAAUAAAGGAGAUGAAAGAGAGCUUGGACCAGUUUAUGGAGGAGUCAGUGCAGCAGCAGCGGCACGGCCUGCAGCUGGUCAAAGAGGCUCCAGAAUCCCUCCCCAGCUCUGUCUUCCUGGACUUCAAACAGCAUUUGGGUUCCACUUUAAGCAGAAUGGAGAGACGAAAGUCGCAAUUAGACAUUCUAACCAAUCUGUAUGAAUUUUAUGACUCAGUCAAUCACUGGAUGGGGCAUUGCCAGGACUACUUAUGCCAGUUGGGCCUGGAGGACACUGGUGUCGGCCUUUCACCCGCUGUGAUACAGGUACUCCAGGGUUAUUGCACUGAGGCCUCCAAGUUCUCCAUGGACAACUUCAGCACCCUCAAUGACAUGGUGCUGUCCCUGGACAGUCCUCAGCAGCUGCAGCAGUGGAACACGCUGUGGCACAAAUGUCAGCAAACAAAGCAGCAGCUGGAAGAGACUUUGUCCAAAGCUGCGAUAGCAUCUCCUAAAUCUGCAACAGUUAUAAUGGAUAUGUCGGCAUCUUUAAAAGAAAACAAAUGUGACACAACAGAAGCACAUGGAGUUAAUGGAUGCACACAUUUGCCUGAUGUGCCCAUGUACUCUGCCAAGGCACCAUUGACUUAUGAGGACUCAAAGCCCCAUUCUGCUAAUUCAUGCUCCUCUUCCUCUCAUUUUCCUUUUCCUCCGGAGCGUGACAGCAUAGGGAGGAAGAGUCCAUCCCUCUUUGACGACACAGAUAGCGACUGCACCGUCGACUCGACCAUAUCCUGUCACUCAGAGCCUAUCUACUCCACUGCCACUCGUGUCCGCAAACAGCCACUGAAGAAGAUCAUGAAGAAGACCAUGAGCUAUGAGCUGUCCCCACGGGAUGGCAGCCACUCAGAUGCCAGUCACAUUCAUGGUUAUACUGGCGUGUACAUAAAGGGUCUAGAGGUGGCCAGUAACGUUUCCAUGGAGAAUAAGCUGCACAGACCAAGUGUGAUGACCACCCCAUUCGGACACAGCCGCAGCUUGUCUGCACCCUUCAGGAUCCAUAACAGACACAGCGACGGAGACUGCAAGAAACAGAGCAGUAAAAUCCAACACAUCAUGGAUGAGAUGAUUGCUACAGAGAGGGAGUAUGUGCGGUCUCUUAGCUACAUUAUUGAGCACUAUUUCCCAGAGAUGGAGCGCCUGGACUUGCCGCAGGACCUGCGAGGAAAGCGCAGUAUCAUUUUUGGGAAUGUGGAGAAACUAUGGGAUUUCCAUAGUCAGUACUUCCUGAAAGAGCUGGAGUCAUGUGCCCACUCGCCACUGUCUAUCAGCAGCUGUUUUCUCAGACACGAGGAUCAGUUUGGAAUGUAUGCUCUGUACAGCAAGAAUAAGCCCCAGUCCGAAGCCUUGCUCAGCAGCCACGGAAACGAAUUCUUUAAGAAUAAGCAGGUGGAACUCGGGGACAAGAUGGACCUUGCAUCCUACUUGCUGAAGCCCAUCCAGAGGAUGAGUAAAUAUGCUUUGUUACUGAAAGAUCUGAUCAAGGAGUGCAGCCAGUCCCAGGAGCAGGAACUUACUGAUCUUCGCACUGCAGAGGAGAUGGUCAAGUUUCAGCUUCGUCACGGCAAUGACCUGCUGGCUAUGGAUGCCAUUCGGGGCUGUGAUGUGAACCUUAAGGAGCAGGGUCAACUCCGGUGUCAGGAUGAGUUCAUAGUCUGGUGUGGACGCAAGAAAAACCUCCGCCAUGUCUUCUUGUUUGAAGACCUAAUCCUCUUCAGUAAGACCAAAAAGAUUGAGGGAGGAUAUGAUAUUUAUAUCUACAAACAAUCCUUCAAAACAGCAGAGAUAGGGCUGACCGAGAAUGUCGGUGAUAGCGGCCUGCGUUUUGAGAUCUGGUUCCGUCGGAGGAAAUCUCAGGACACUUUUAUACUCCAAGCCAGCUCUGCAGAGGUCAAGGCUGCAUGGACGGCCAUCAUCGGCAAAAUCCUCUGGAGGCAGGCACUCCGAAACAGAGAAUUACGUAUGCAGGAGAUGGUGUCGAUGGGGAUUGGAAGCAAACCUUUCAUGGACAUCAAGCCGAGCAAUGCGGCUAUCAGUGACCGAGCCAUUGACUAUAUUAUGAAAGGGUCAGAGUCUCGGACAAGAGCGUCCAUCGCUGUGCCCUCCUUUGAUUAUGCCAGUACAUUCAAAAGACCUCAUUCCACCAUCUCCAACAGCAGCACCUCCUCCUCCAGCAGCCAGUCCUCCUCCUCGCUUUUGGGCUCACUUAAUCUCCACACUCUCUCCUGUUCCACGCUGUCUCCCCCACACACGUACUCCUCCACCGGUGUUCCCUCAUUUGGCCAGUGGCCCUACGACUGCAUAGAGGAAGACGAGCUGGAGCAGGAUACAGGAAGCCAGCCCUCUAUGAUUACUGAGAGUUCGGAGACAUCUUCGCAGUGUACCUCCAGUGAGAGUGUGACGGGGCUCAGUACCCUCACUAUACCCGAUCGUUCUAGCACCAUCUUGGACUCCUUCAACAACAAUGAGCCCUCCUCCUUCUUGUGCAGCUCCACACCUCCUUCAUCUUUGGUGUCUCCUUCAAUAUUCCAGAAAGAUGAAGACCUCCAACCCCAGGGUGCCAAAUUCAUCACAGCACGCAAGACCUCUCAUAUAGCAGUAGGCCUCUCUACAGUGGUUUGACUGAGGGGGUUUUAGCUCACUGUGAACUCACCGAAAGCUUCUUAUUGCCACAAGUUUAUAUAUUUGUGACCAGGAGAUGUUCAUGAGAGGAGAGAUUUCAGCAUCUGCCUGAAGACUAACUGGAACAUUUCAUUCUGAUCCUGUAAUAUACGCGUCUCGACGGUACGUCAAGUGGUCUGUACAUUUAGGUAUGAAUCAGUGUUUAUAUUGUAGAUGGCUUUUUAUUGUGUAUUUUACAGCAGAAAACAGUAACAGACAAUGUUGCUCUUUUUACUUUGUUCUCAGUUGUGUUAUGACAAAUUUGUAUAGAAGAAUAAAAUUUUGGAAAUAUGC